Molecule: messenger RNA, 4029 nt
Organism: Hemiscyllium ocellatum (epaulette shark)
Lineage: Eukaryota; Metazoa; Chordata; Chondrichthyes; Orectolobiformes; Hemiscylliidae
Gene: bnc1
Product: basonuclin zinc finger protein 1
Exons: 5
Coding region: 155-3085 (976 amino acids)
Biological process (GO): regulation of DNA-templated transcription
Cellular component (GO): nucleus
Source: RefSeq, a predicted model, not a curated record
UCUCCUGUGCAGCCAGUGUUGGAACCACAACCCCCCAAAAAAACUGGGAUUCAGACACGCUGGCUCUUCCAGACAGGACCUUGAUGCGAACCUUUCUGCACCGGCGAGGAAUGGCAAAGUGCCGGGUAACGGUGCGGACCGGUCAGUGCUGACAAUGUCUGAGUCCAUUCGCUGCACACUGGUGAACUGUAACUGUGAGUGCUUUCAAGCCGGGAAGAUAAACAUUCGUCAAUGUGACCACUGUAAGCAUGGAUGGGUGGUACAUGCCCUAGACAAACUGCGAGUGAAUCACCUUUAUCAACAGAGUCAGGUGGAGAUUGUCCAAUCUAACGUUGUGUUUGACAUUAGUAGCCUAAUGCUGUAUGGUACCCAGGCUAUUCCCAUCCGACUCAAAAUCCUGCUGGACCGUCUGUUUAGCGUUCUCAAGCAAGAAGAAGUACUCCAGAUCUUACAUUCUCUGGGAUGGACACUUCAAGACUAUAUCCGUGGCUACAUUCUACAGGAUGCCUCAGGAAAAGUACUUGAUCGGUGGAGCAUAAUGACCUACGAGGAAGAAAUGGUCUCCCUCAACCAAUUCCUUCGUUUCGGAGAGACCAAAUCCAUCGUUGAACUCAUGGCAAUUCAGGAGAAGGAGGGACAUGCUGUUGUCGUCCCACCGACCAAAACUAACUCUGACAUCCGAACCUUUAUAGAAAGCAGCAACCAAACCCGAAACCCUGCGCUCGUCACCCAGCCUGAGAAAAUCAAUGCCAGCAGCACUCAUCACUUUGAGAACAUUGUGAACAAUCUGGCGUUUAUGCUGCCAUUCCAGUUCUUUAAUCCUAUCCCAAUGCCUCUGCUGGGGGCGUCUCCCAACAGUUUCCUCCUUGAUCAGUCUCAAGACAGGCCACGAGAAACCAAGCAAGACAUUCCCGUUCCCCUCAGCAAGAGUUUCCUUUCGAACGCCCAAGCUGACUCUUUCCCGAGUCCUGAGGCAACCAGCCAGAACUCCCAAGAUGGUAUUCACCACGAUACAAAGAAUAAGUCCACCAAUGAGUCCAGUGCCGUGGCAUCCCCUGCACUCAGUGUAACACCGAAACACGAUGUCGAGCAACUGUAUGUGCCUUCUCAUGUCAGAGUGAAAUCCAUAGAGAAAGCCGGUUCCUUAACAAGCAAGGGGCGUGUUUACUGCAGUGCAUGUGAAAAGACUUUUUAUGAUAAAGGCACAUUAAAGAUUCAUUACAAUGCUGUUCACCUGAAGAUUAAGCACAGGUGCACAGUGGAAGGUUGCAAUAUGGUCUUUAGUUCCCUGCGUAGCCGUAAUCGCCACAGCUCCAAUCCCAACCCCAGGCUUCACAUGCCAACCAUGAAAAACACCCGUGACAAAGAUCUGAGAAACUGCUCCUUGACAACAGUCAUCCAAGUCAAUAACAGGAAGCUCAACAUCAGCAACUGCCUUGGCACCGAUGCCCGGUCACUUUCAGGGUUUGAUAACCCCCGUGCAGAGCCAGCCCCUCAGAACAGCGUUCAGACUGGCAUUCCCAAUGCCGGGCACAGCAACAUGUUUCAAAACCUGAAGACCGUUCAGCCGGUUCUCCCAUUCUAUCGCAGCCUGGUGCCACCAUCUGAACUCGCCAUCCCCCAAGGCGGCCUCCCACAUUUGCCAGUCACAGCUCCCUCAGUCCCAGGGCAGCCUCCUGCAAGAGAUCCUGUGCCGAAAAAGAAAUCCCGGAAAUCGAGCAUGCCGGUUAAAAUCGAGAAAGAAAGUAUGGAAGACUUAGAGGACUCCGAAGGGGGAGCUCCUGACAGUGCAGCAACUGCACAGCAGAGAAGUGACAGUGAGUUUCAGCAUGGCAAGGAUGGUUUAGAAAGAACAGAGAGUGGGCUGAGUUAUUUGUCUGACUUGGAUGAGCAAAGCCUCAAAGGGCAGCAGCGGCCUGAUUUGAUGUCUACCGACACUGGAGCAGAUACUGAGGGGAAAUCAGUCAACAGCUCCCUCCACUUGGAAAAUGGAGAUGCUUAUGUACAGGCAAAAACUGUGAUCAUUUCGUCUCCUGGGGAGGAACGAAUGGAGUUUGAACCUGACAGUAGCGAGGGCCUGGUAUUUAAAUCAGAAGGUUGGUCACAACCCACCAACAAUUCUAAAGAAGUGCAGUACAGGCUGCUGAAUGGAGGCUUUAGCAGUGCAUUACUGCCUCAGAGGUCUGGCUCACCAUGUACCGAGAGCCCAGCGGUGAAUGGCUGCACAUAUCUGCAGCCAGUCGCAGAUAAGGGGGAUAAUCAGGGUACUUCUAAUCCUAACUAUUGCUAUGUCUGCAAGAAGGUGUUUAAAAGUUCUUACAGUGUUAAGUUACAUUACAAAAAUGUGCAUCUAAAGGAGAUGCACCUGUGCACAGUUGGAGGUUGCAACGCAGCUUUCCCCUCAAGGCGUAGUAGGGACAGACACAGUGCGAACAUCAAUCUUCAUCACAAACUUCUGACCAAAGGUUCAUGUGAGACCCAAAACAUCAACAACAGCCCCCCUCUAACAAAGGAACUUUACAAAGACGUUUUGGUAAGAACUCACAUUGGACAGACUCCAGUAAUACUGAAAGGAAAGAGCCAAAAUGAACAUUUUGUGGUUUGUCACGGCAAUGGUCAGGAGCAGACUAACGAUGCUCAAGGAGGUGAUGGUCUUUAUGAUGGGAGUGUGCUGGAUCUUAGUACUACAUCCAGUGUCAAGUCAGGAAGCAGUAUCCAUUCGUGGGAUUCAGAUGCUGGGAGUGAUGAAGCAGUUCCUGUGAAUGAUGAGGAUGUUUUUGAGCAUUCCGAUUUAAUGGUGAAAGAUAAAAUAUACCAGCUAGCUGCUGUGGUCGAGGAACCUAGUGAUCACUUAAUGCAAAUCCCUUCUGCUCAUUCACCAAUUAUGUGCAACAUCUGCCAGAAGAUGUACAGUAAUAAAGGGACGUUUAGGGCUCAUUACAAAACUGUACACCUUCGUCAGUUGCACAAAUGCAAGGUGCCUGGUUGCAGUACCAUGUUCUCCUCUGUUCGUAGCCGAAACAGGCAUAGUCAGAACCCCAACUUGCACAAAGACACGUUCUGCAGCUCCAAAGAAAGCCACUAAACGUCUCGCACGCCUCUUCAGAAGAUGGAUGUCGAAUUUCUUACAGAUUUGUCAAUCCGUUGUCCUGACAGAUGGAGGAUUUCAGACCCUCUCUGAGAAACAGCCAGGACCUUUUCUAUUAUGUGGUGAUAGCGACACAUUUUACUACCUUCUGCAGUCCUCAAAUAUAAAGGAAUGCAGCCAAAUAUUUCCAACAUUCCUGUUUUAUGGAUGAUGAAGAUAGGAAUCAAGAGGACCUCAUAGUCCCCGAAAACUUCAUUUUUAUGAGUUUUUUUAUAGCAUGAAAGACUCUUUGUUGCAAUUCUUUGAUUAUCUGGAUCAAAAGGCACUUUCAAUACUUGCUUUUGGCUCUCGUUCUGUUUGAUUAAAGAUGCCUUUUCAUGUGCACUUAUGCCACCUUUUACAAAUUCCAGCUUCCUGACUAAAAAAGUACCUUUACUUAUGGAUUGGCAAGUGAAGCAGAAAAAACAUGACCAGAUGCAACCCUUGUAUUUUACUUCUUUAAUACCUUGAGUCUUCAGCAACUCUGAUUCAGAGUUACUUCCACAGUGAUAUCAUCAACUUUGUUGCUGUAAAUGUAAUUCCAAAAAAAAGUAAUUUAAUUAAGCUCUUUUUAUCGAAUGAUGUUUUCUCCAUCUGAAUCAGUUGUGUUUAUGAGAAUUGAAAGUUUCAGAAGAACUGAAUUGGAACUUUUUCCCCAGGUUGUGGUAAGGCUUUGUGAGGUAUGCUGAAAUUAAGAAUGUAGUGUGUUAUGCUGGUUUUUUUAAUGGCUUUUAACUUAUUCCAUACACUAAAUGUUUAACUUUUUGCUUUUAUGAUAUGGAAAGAUAGGUUUGGAAUUAGGGUAUCCUACUGCUCACAAGACUCUUAAAAAAAAAUCACAGCUUGCCAAAGAUGUAUCCAGUGUGCUAAUCUGUAAAUAAAUACAUUGACAAAUAGUAUUG